CUCUUCAUUCUCUCCUCGUCAGCCAUGUUCACCUGUCUCCUCUCCUCUCUUCCUUCCUUCCUCUCCCUCUCUCCCUCCUCCUCCUCCUCCUUCUCUCCACCCUUCCUCCUCGUCCUCUUCGUCACCACGGCCGUCGUCCUGUUCCUGAUCACACGUCGCUCCGUGCCUGAAGCCAAACCUCCGUCCUGUCCUCCCCCGGCUCGGGACUCCAUCCCCUGCCUGCCUCGGCUCCCCGUCCUGGGCAGCCUCCCCUGGCUGGGAGGAGGAGGCCUCCCCCCACACCUCCUCUUCUCCCAGCUCGCCCGAAGGUACGGGUCUCUGUUUGCCCUCCACCUCGGCCCUCACUACACCGUGGUGAUUAACGACCAUCAACACGCCAGAGAGGUGCUGCUGCAGAGAGGGAGGGACUUCGCAGGACGACCGAGCAUGGUGACCACCAACCUGUUGACCAGAGGAGGUAAAGACAUCGCAUUCGCCGACUACUCUCCUCUCUGGAAGUUACACCGCCGCCUCGUCCACAACUCCUUCACCCUGUUUGGAGAGGGAACCAGUCGACUGCAGGAUAUCGUUCUGUCCUCGGUGGACAGCCUGUGUGUCGAGUUGUUGUCCGGGGGGAAGCGUGGCUUCGACCCGUCUCCCGCGGUGACCAGGGCCGUCACCAAUGUUGUGUGCACACUGGUGUUCAGUUCCACCUAUCGCCAUGGCGACGCAGAGCUGCAAGAGGUGAUCCGAUACAACGAUGGCAUCGUGCAGACGAUCGCCAGGGGAGGACUGGUGGACAUUUACCCCUGGAUGAAGGUCUUUCCUAACAAGUCUCUGAGUAAACUGAAGGACUGUAUCACUGUCAGAGACCGACUGCUGACGUGCAAACUGGAGGAGCACAAGGCAUCACUGAGUGACGGUGAGCCCCGAGACCUCCUGGAUGCCUUGCUGAAGGGCCAGACAGGCAGCGGGCGGGGUCAAAGGUCAUCUGGAUCAGAGGAUGAGGGGAUAACGGACGACCACGUCCUGAUGACAGCGGCUGAGGCAUUUGGAGCCGGAGUAGAGACGACGUCCACCACACUGCUGUGGAUCCUGGCGUACCUGCUGCACCACCCUGAGGUCCAGGAUCGCGUGCAGAAGGAGCUGGACGAGCACGUUGGCAGCGAGCGAGCAGUCUGCAUGUCGGACCGCGGCCGGUUGCCGUACCUGGAUUGUGUCAUCAACGAGGGCAUGAGGAUCCGACCGGUCAGCCCCGUACUGAUCCCACACACUGCCAUGACCCACAGCAGUAUUGGAGGUCACUCUGUAAGUCGUGGGACUCGUGUUUUGGUCAACAUGUGGUCGAUUCACCACGACCCCCGACACUGGGAUAAACCCGACCUUUUCAACCCAGAUCGUUUCCUUGACGAUCGGGGCCAGCGAGUCACACCCCCCUUCUUUCUGCCGUUCGGGGCGGGACCUCGAGUCUGUGUCGGUGAAUCAUUGGCCAGGCUGGAGCUCUUUCUCUUCUUGUCCUCACUUCUCCAGCGAAUGAGCUUCAGGCUGCCAGACGGGGCCCCCCCGCCCAACCUGCAGGGGCGGCUAGGUGUGGUCUUGCAGCCAUUACCUUAUACCGUUGUUGUCACUCCAAGGGCGGGGUGGGAGAGCGAAGCAAAAUAAAAAAGGACGGGGUAAAAAUCAAAAUAAAUGUCAGAGAAAGAAACAUUACGCUAAAAUUUUUGUCACUUUGUUAAAAUUUUGCAGAAGUAAAUAUUAAAACACUCCUGUGACAAUAAAGUGAAAGAAAUCAAAAAUUUAAAUAUCAUCAUAGUUUUCCACCAUUAAAGUAGUUUAUAAUAGGUUGUAAUAAUUAGGACUUCAAAUGUUUGUGAGCCUCAUUCUUUAAAGUGAAGUAAAUAAAAUUUUGCCACAGAUGUACAAAGUUACCAAAAUUACUUCUAUAAAAUCUUUACUAUUCAGUGUAAACACCAUUUUUCGGAUUAGAUAAUAUCGAUUACUACACAACAUUGUAAAUCUGAACUACUUGAUUACAUAAAAAAAGCUAAUACUAAUCUAACUGCUCCAACUAAACCAACACUGUGCUAUAGCAGCUACCUGCUAAUGCUAUGCUUGACUAAUUUCAAAAGCUGAUUAAAGUACAAUUGGAAAAAAAUCAAAGUAUAAUUAAACCGAGCUUUAAAAAUGAAAGCCACUUAAUGUUUAAUGAAUAAAAGAGGAUGUUUUUAUUCCCUCUGAAAUUGUUAUUCAAAAUAAACAUUUCUAAUUAAAAAUUAAUUAUGAUUGAUUUGACAGAGCUCGAGUGUGGCCCAGGCAGACUGUAAUUUGACAUUAUCAUUGUGUUUUAAUCAAUAAAUAAAGAUUGAUCUUCAGUAUGGUGAUGGUGUAUUGGAUGAAUGCAGACAGACAGGUGGUAGAUUUGACAAGUUUAUUCAGUAUAUCUUCACACAUUGUUAGAACAGGCUGGUUUAGUUAGGUCACACACAUACGUACAUCCACACAUACACACUCACUAUUAAUUAGAUAAUACUAAUAAUUAGCAUCGUUAUCAUCGUAAUAUUAAGGGAUUUUAAAGACUGAUCUUUUCUCUGCUUCCUUCGACUCCUCCGACAGAAACCUCAUGCAAAAAGGAAGGACAGAAGAGAAGAGAUAACGAGAAAACAUUCUUUAGACAGAGGGAGGGGCUCCUACGAGAGAAGGAACAUACUUUAAGUUUUAGUAAAUUAAAUCAUUUUGUCAAACAACACUGGUGGCGCUGCUUCAAAUCUCCUCAUAGAACAAGUGAAAGUUGAUCAAAGGGUCCAAAAUGGUAAAAAAUUGAAUGAGGCCAAAAGUCAGAGUUGUCAAAAACGUUGACUGGGUUCACGUUUCAGGGUCAGUGCAGGUUUUACAGGACAGAACUCUGAAUGACUGGUUACCCAGAUUAGACUGAUGUGACAAUAUCUAGGAAUCUCAAAAAAAACUUUAGUUGUUUCAGCUUCUGUUGAAACUUGAAGCUUUAACCUUUAUUUUGUUGGGCUUCUGAAUCAAAGUGGGUUUUUUCAUAUUAAUGGAACCACCUCAUCCUCACCUUUCACCGUCUCCUCAGCCCUCUCUCUCAGAACUAAGGUUCACAUGAUGCCCAAACUGAUGAUGUUGACAGCUUCUAAAAAAAACACCUUUUCGGAUCUCUCCGAACAGCUCUUGCAGCGUGUUCUAAUGAUGGAUUUCCAUUUAUAGCCUGGAUACCUGCAAAGUGAUGCACCAUUAGCAACCAUAAUCAGAACUUGUGAUGCUGUUAUUUCCACAUAAGCUGUUGCUUUUCACCUGCCGAUGAUAAUGUGUCUGAAAUUCACCCAAGGUGCACUAAAUACCUGCCGCCUCCACCUCUUCUUCUACUCAGCUGACUUGUAUAUUUCCUCCCAUCCCUCCCCAACAAUCUGAUGACUGCAUUGCAGAAAAAUGCCCAGAUGUAGUCUUCAGUCACUGACCUUUGUGACUAAGUUAGCAUACUGCUUCACAGUACAAUCAGAUCACCAAUGGGGGGUAGAUAUCGGGGUGAGAAGACAAGGACAUAAUUUGAGUUACCACAGAGUUGAAGGUGGGAUCACCCAUUAUGAAUGUUGAGCCGAGGCAUCAAGUUGGACUGAAUCUGUUCCAGUCUGGGUCAGUAAGUGUUGACAGUCGGAUGAUAAAGUGUGUGAUACGUAAAGAUAUUAAUCUUGAGUCUUUUAGAUGCAGAUCCAGAAUAUUCUUAUAUAAUUCUAUUUCCAAGUGAUGAAGUAGAAUAUUUGCAGUUUUCAUGAACACUUAUUCAAGCACUUGAAGAUCCAGUCACCACUAAAGUGUCAAACACUGUCAACUCAUGCAUUGAGAAACACGCAAGAAAACAUUCCACCGUAAAAGUUGACAGUAACAACAAUGUAAAAUAAAUUAUUUCUACCUAGCUAUACUGGAGGGAACCUUGACUAGUGGAGCUGAUCACCGGUAGAGGUUGAUAAACUAAACUUUAUUUGCAGCCAAAGUUUCUAAAGAAGUCUGAAACCUUUACUUUAAGAAUUUCAAAGGUAAUCUGAGGACUAAAGGUAGUCAAAUAAUCAAUUAUAGCUUUUAAGCAAUCAUACUGGGGUCAAUUUUGGGUUGAAACCAAAUCUGACCUGUCAGUGUGAAUCCAGUCAGUGUGAAACUCCGAGAGAGGACUGUUGUUCAAUGUUUUCGUCCACCGACAUUUAAUGAAAAACU
Messenger RNA from Seriola aureovittata, 4200 nucleotides. Its product is annotated as steroid 17-alpha-hydroxylase/17,20 lyase. The coding region runs from base 25 to 1641 and encodes 538 amino acids. The record is from RefSeq and is a predicted model, not a curated record. Gene Ontology annotation, molecular function: heme binding; steroid 17-alpha-monooxygenase activity; iron ion binding. NCBI's taxonomy places the organism in Eukaryota, Metazoa, Chordata, Actinopteri, Carangiformes, Carangidae. The transcript has 9 exons. Gene Ontology annotation, biological process: hormone biosynthetic process; progesterone metabolic process.